This is a messenger RNA of Hibiscus syriacus, 6456 nucleotides long. RefSeq lists its product as uncharacterized. Lineage: Eukaryota; Viridiplantae; Streptophyta; Magnoliopsida; Malvales; Malvaceae. Gene Ontology annotation, molecular function: protein kinase activity; ATP binding; protein binding. Gene Ontology annotation, biological process: protein phosphorylation. The record is from RefSeq and is a predicted model, not a curated record.
GAGCGUUGGUGGUUUUCGCCUUCUAGCUUUCAAAGUAUUUGACUACUUCCUUCCCCAAUUCCUACUUGUUCCAUUAGUCCUAAAACAAGUUUCUUGUUCUGUUUGUGCUUUCGUAUGAACACUGAACAAGUCAAGAGAUAAGAAAGAGACAGGAUUGGUUGCUGAGAAGAUUGGAUGUUUUUCCUUUGUUUCAAACAUGUUUUACCCUAAGCCCAUCGCAUUUCUGCUAUCAGCUCUCCUUUCUUCCGUUUGGUUAAGCACACACGGGCUUGAUGCCGCUACGUUACCCCAAGAUGAGGUGAAUGCUCUGAAUCAAGUCACCAAAACAAUGGGAAGUAACGGCUGGAGUUUCGAUGCCGGCAGUUGCAAUAUCUCCGAGCAAGUGAACAUGGUGGACAUGCGUGCCGAGAAAAGCAUUACCUGCACUUGCCAAAACGGAACCUGUCACGUCACUCACAUAGUAUUCAAGCUUCAGAGUUUACCUGGACUACUUCCAUCUGAAAUUGUAAAUCUUCCAUAUCUCAAAACGGUUGAUUUUGCAUAUAACUAUCUCAGUGGGACAAUCCCUCCUGAAUGGGCUUCAAUGCAAUUUGAAUUCAUUUCCUUAUUUGGAAAUCGACUAUCUGGGAGUAUUCCAACUUAUUUGGGGAACAUUACCAGUCUUAGAUACUUAGACCUCGAAGCGAAUCAAUUUUCAGGACAAGUCCCUCCAGAGAUCGGAAAGUUAGUUAACCUGGGAACUUUAAGAUUGUCUUCGAACAAACUAGCCGGAAAUUUGCCAGUUCAACUUGCGGAACUGGAAAACUUAACAGACUUUCGGAUAAAUGACAACAACUUUAAUGGGAGCAUACCGGUUUUCAUUCAGAACUGGAAGAAACUCACAAGACUAGAAAUGCAGGCGACUGGACUUGCAGGUCCCAUUCCUUCAUCCAUCUCAGCUCUGGAAAACUUAAGAACACUGAUAAUCAGUGAUAUAAACGGAACAACUCAGCGUUUUCCCGAUCUUUGGAACAUGACAUCAAUCAAUCGGAUAGUAUUGAAGAAUUGCAACAUUGUUGGGCAAAUUCCACAACAAAUCUGGCAAAUGAGUCAAUUACGUAUUUUAGACCUCAGUUUUAACUGGUUGAAUGGGGAAGUUGUUAGAGCCUUUCUCCCUAAAGAUUUAAGAUUCCUCUAUCUUACGGGCAACAAUCUCAGUGGAAAUAUACCAGACUCGAUCUUGCAGACAGGAGUCGCCUUGGAUCUUUCCUACAAUAACUUCACAUGGCCAAGCCCUAAUCAACCUGCUUGUUUACGAAGAUUGGACAACGUGAAUUUGUUCCGCAGUUCUUCAACAGAGUACCUCAUCAGUGAAAGGGGAGUUAUUCCAUGCAGGAGUGAUUUCAAAUGUCAGAAAUACUGGCAUUCUAUGUAUAUCAAUUGCGGUGGAAAUAUUGAUGUUAGAGUGAAUGGGACAAUGUAUGUGGGAGAUGCGAAAUCUGGUUUAGGUGGUGCCUCAACAUUAUAUGAGAGUGGCGAUAACUGGGGUUUUAGUAGCACUGGAGACUUCAGGGAUGACAAUGAUGAACUUAAUGCUGCGUCGCGUUAUGUUAAGCAGACAGCAAACAUGUCUAACCAGUUGUUUGCUACAGCACGACUAUCUCCACUUUCAGUUACUUAUUAUCGAUAUUGUUUAGAGAAUGGGAGCUAUUCAGUGAAAUUACACUUUGCAGAGAUCGAAAUCACCAAUAACACGAGAUAUGGAACACUUGGGAGGCGGAUUUUCAACAUUUAUAUUCAGGAUCAGCUGGUGGAAGAAAACUUCAAUAUAGAAGCAGAAGCUGGUGGGAUUCUUACUCCGGUAACGAAACACUAUAAUGCCAAUGUAACAAAUGGUGAACUAGAGAUUCGCUUUUACUGGGCCGGAAAAGGUACUCAAGCAAUUCCUUAUCGAGGAGUCCAUGGCCCCCUCAUAUCAGCCAUCUCAGUUGAUCCCAAUUUCAAGCCCAAGCAUGAGGAGAAGAAAACGAAGACUCUGCCGAUUGUCAUUGGUGUCAUAGGAUCAUUUCUCGUAUUAUUGGCAUCUGGGAUUCUCUUCUGGAGAUGCUAUUUUAAAGCCAAGAGCCAUAGAGAACAAGACCUCAAGGGACUGGAUCCGCAAACAGUUUCUUUCUCCUUAAAGCAGAUAAGGGCAGCGACUAGCAACUUUGAUUCUGGAAACAAGAUUGGUGAAGGUGGAUUUGGACCCGUAUACAAGGGUCAGCUAGGUGAUGGAACAAUAAUCGCAGUCAAGCAACUUUCAAAGUCGAGUCAGGGAAAUCGUGAAUUCUUGAAUGAGAUGGGCAUGAUUUCAUGUUUGCAGCACCCCAAUCUUGUGAAACUUUACGGAUGCUGUAUAGAAGGGAAUCAACUAUUGCUAGUGUAUGAGUACUUGGAAAAUAACAGCCUUUCUCGGGCUUUGUUCGGUCCGGAAAACUCCCGAAUACAUCUGGACUGGCCUACUAGGCAAAAGAUUUGUGUCGGAAUAGCUAGAGGCUUAGCGUUUCUCCAUGAAGAGUCUAGACUGAAAAUUGUCCACAGAGACAUCAAAGGUACCAAUGUUCUGCUCGACAGAGACCUAAAUCCUAAAAUAUCUGACUUCGGAUUAGCCAAGCUUAGUGAUGACGACAAAACUCACAUCAGCACACGAAUUGCCGGAACAAUAGGAUAUAUUGCACCAGAGUAUGCACUGUGGGGUUAUUUGACCUACAAGGCAGAUGUUUACAGCUUCGGAAUUGUGGCAUUGGAGCUUGUUAGUGGCAAGCACAAUAUGAAUUAUGGACCAACGGGCGAACACACUUGCCUUCUAGAUUGGGCCUGUCAUUUACAACAAAGUGGAAAGCUAUUGGAGUUGGUGGAUGAUAAGCUGAUAUCCGACUAUAACAAGUCAGAAGCAGAAAGGAUGAUUAAAGUGGCUCUCUUAUGCACCAAUGUUACGCCCUCCCUGAGGCCGUCAAUGUCUGAUGUGGUGGGAAUGCUGGAAGGAACCAUUACCAUUCCCGAUAUCGUCCCUAACGCGAGUAGUUACAAUGAAGAUUUGAGGUUUAAAGCCAUAAGAGACCACCGUAGCUCUACUCAUAGUCAGAGUUUUGCCGGAAGUCAGGUUCACACUUCGACAUCUACAGGAUCUCAGUUUGAAUCUUCAUCCGCUUCAGCUCAUGGAAUCCAUGAAACCAACGAGGGGUCCAAGGUUCUAAAUUUUGAUGAGAAAAUAAGUAUAGGCGAAAGAAGAUUGCUGCAUUUCACUAAGAAAAGGAUGGGAAGAGUUGUUAACUGUCCUUCAACCGUGAAAAUUCUCUUUGGGUCCAUAAUUCUUACAGUCUUGGUGUUCAUUUUCAUGGAAUCUUACCAAGUUGAAGCCCAAGUUGAGCCACCUUAUCCUCCUCGUUAUGAAAUAAAAGCUCUUCGCGAGAUAGCGGCAGAUCUUGGAAAGAAGGAUUGGAAUUUUAGUGAGAACCCUUGCAACAGUAAGUCAAGCUGGUUUACUCCGCCGCCGCUGCCAAAUAUGCCUCAAACCAUUAAAAACAGUACCGUCACCUGCAAUUGCUCCUUCUCCAAUGGUGAAUGUCAUAUCGAUGGCAUCUAUCUUGGCGGGCAGGAUCUCGAUGGUGUUCUUCCACGCUCACUUGUCAAUCUAUCAUAUAUUAAAACAUUAGUACUCCAUUACAACUAUCUUCACGGUGCAAUCCCACAUGAAUGGGGUGUUCUGAAGUUGGAGAUUAUGACAGUUUCUAUGAACCGUUUAUCAGGGUCUAUCCCAGGCUCUUUGGGAAACAUAACAACUCUAAAAUAUCUGAGCGUCGAGAACAACAUGUUUUCUGGAACUAUUCCUCCUGAGUUUGGGAAAUUGGUUAACCUGGAAAACCUUACUCUUAAUGCUAACUAUCUCACCGGAAAGUUUCCCUUGUCACUUGCUAAUCUGUCCAAUCUAAAAGAACUUAGGAUUAGCAGUAACAAUUUCAUUGGAAAGAUACCCAACAUUUUUCAUAGUUGGAAGCAACUUGAGAAGUUAGAGAUUCAAGCUAGUGGUUUCGAAGGGCCAAUUCCUUCAAGCUUAGCUCUCUUGAGUAAUUUAACGGAACUAAGGAUCAGUGACUUACCUGGAGAGGGUUCAAAGUUUCCGAACUUAAAAAACAUGAAAAACAUGUACAGAUUGAUGUUACGUAGCUGCAACAUAGCUGGACCAAUCCCAGAUUACAUAUGGGAAUUUUCACAACUGCAAAUUUUAGAUCUCAGCUUUAACAAAUUGGAAGGUAACGUUUCAGAUUCUGAAAGCCUUACAAAAUGGCAAUACAUGUUCCUGACACACAACUCGCUUACUGGGAGUAUUCCGGAUUGGAUAAGUUCUCGAGAUAGCCGCUAUCAGAUGGAUCUUUCUUAUAAUAAUUUUUCUGAAAGCCCAGAGUCGCCUUCUUGUCGGGAAAAUCUAAAUUUGUUCAAAAGCUUCUCGGGAGGCAAAAACUUAGGACUAGAUAAAUGCCUGAAGAACUUUCCUUGUUCAAAAGAUUGGUAUUCGGUAAAUAUAAAUUGCGGUGGAGGAGCAACAACUAUUAAUGGGGUCGACUAUGAGGCGGAUGAAGACUCGGGAGGUGCAGCAAAAUUUUUUCCACUCAAAGAGACUUGGGAAACAAGUAGCACUGGGCUUUUCUGGGAUAUCACUGUUACUUCAAGGGACUUUAUAGCAAAGAAUGUUUCUAUUCUCCGAACUAACAACUCGAAUUUAUAUGAAAGAGCACGCCUCUCUCCUCUUUCUCUCACGUAUUACUUUCGUUGCUUAGCAAAUGGAAGUUAUACGGUUACGCUUCACUUUGCCGAGAUAGUUAUCAGAGACAAUAGAUCCUAUCAAAGUCUUGGUAGGAGGAUAUUUGAUGUUUAUAUCCAGGAGAAGCUGGAAUUGAAGGAUUUCAAUGUUAAAAAUGAGGCACAGGGUGUCGAUAAAGCGGUUGUAAGGCAAUUUAAAACGGUUGUCCUGAACAAAACUUUGACAAUACGCUUUCACUGGGCUGGGAAGGGGACUGCUGCAACCCCAAGAAGAGGAACAUAUGGUCCUUUGAUAUCAGCUAUCUCAGUAGACUCCGAUUUCAAGCCUCCGGUUCGCUGUGGCUGGAAUAAGAAUAUGAAGUUCAUAGUGGGAGCUGUUGUUUGUUUUCUGUGCCUGAUUUUCAUAAUCUUAGGCAUUUUAUGGUGGAAAGGCUAUUUUCGACGAAAGCCAUUAAGAGAACAAGUAUUGAGGGGGUUAGAUCUACAGACUGGCUUUUUUACCUUUGGACAAAUGAAAGCUGCUACAAACAAUUUUGAUUCUACAUAUAAAAUUGGAGAAGGUGGUUUUGGAGCUGUCUACAAGGGUGUAUUGCUUGAUGGUACCCUAAUUGCAAUUAAAAAACUUUCUUCGAAAUCAAGGCAAGGAGAUAGGGAAUUUCUGAAUGAACUAGCCAUGAUUUCAGGGUUGCAACACCCUAAUGUUGUUAGGUUGUAUGGAUGUUGUGUUGAGGGAACUCAGCUGUUGUUGGUAUAUGAAUACAUGGAAAAUAAUAGCCUCGCACACGCUUUAUUCGCUCCCAAAGAAAGCCAGCUAUUGGACUGGCCUACUCGGCAGAAAAUCUGUCUUGGAAUAGCGAAAGGUCUUGCUUUCCUGCACGAGGAAUCAAGUUUAAAAAUUGUACAUAGAGACAUCAAAACUACCAACGUGCUACUAGAUAGUGAUUUCAAUGCGAAAAUCUCCGACUUCGGUUUGGCCAAGUUCGAUGAGGAGGAAAACACCCACAUUAGCACCAGAGUUGCUGGGACUAUAGGAUACAUGGCACCAGAAUAUGCAUUAUGGGGCUAUCUCACCUACAAGGCAGAUGUUUACAGUUUCGGGAUUGUUGCAUUAGAAAUUGUUGCUGGAAAGAACAAUGCAAAAUAUCGACCCGAAGAGGAUUAUGUAUGCCUUCAAGAUCGGGCACUUGUUUUACAACAGAGGGGAAACUUAAUGGAGUUGGUGGAUCCAAGGUUGGGGACCGAAUUCAACGAAGAGGAGGCAAUUAGGAUGACAAAAGUAGCUUUAUUGUGCACUAAUUCAUCCCCUGCACUUAGACCAACCAUGUCUGAAGUUGUAAACAUGUUUGAAGGUCGAACCCUUGUUCCUGAAUUAAUCAUGGACCCGAGUAUCUUUGCCGAUGAUUCGAGGUUCGGAUCACUGAAAGACGAAUUCAACCGAAUGAAAUCCUGGAAGAGUAGCGAAACCACCAUGGUUACUGCCUCAUCAGAUUCAAGUUCAACAACAUGGUAUGGCUCUUCCUCAACGCUUGUUUAACAUCCAUCAAACUCAAAGCAAACUUGAUUGCUCUUAUAGUAGUGUAAAGAUUGGCUUCAAUAAAAAUGUUUAAAAAAAUCUGAACUUCCUUUACACUCUUUCUUGAUUGUCAGACUAAGGGUAAUAUAUUUGGACAUGCAUGU